This is a messenger RNA of Sipha flava (yellow sugarcane aphid), 1708 nucleotides long. Its product is annotated as cytochrome b5 reductase 4. The record is from RefSeq and is a predicted model, not a curated record. The transcript is spliced from 8 exons. The coding region runs from base 221 to 1645 and encodes 474 amino acids. Gene Ontology annotation, cellular component: endoplasmic reticulum. Gene Ontology annotation, molecular function: heme binding; oxidoreductase activity. Gene Ontology annotation, biological process: generation of precursor metabolites and energy; superoxide metabolic process. Lineage: Eukaryota; Metazoa; Arthropoda; Insecta; Hemiptera; Aphididae.
UUUUUUUAUUUCAUUAUGUAUAUUUAUAUAUUUUUAUUCUCAGUUCUCGAGCUUUACAUUAAUUAAAUAAAUAUUCAUUAUAUUCUUUUAAAGCCAAAGGUUAAGAAGGGCCUGCAAUUUUUCCAUUUUGCAUUGGUACUAGAGAUGUAUCAAUUGAUAACUAUGUAUCCGAAUACAUUACAUCGAUAGUAGUUAUUGUCAUCAAUUCCUGAAUUCUACCAUGGCGACCGGAACAACUAGAAAUAAAGUGGCUCUAGCUCCUGGCCACUCGCUUAUGGAUUGGAUUCGUUUGGGUAAUUCUGGAAAUGAUUUGACUGGAGUUGGUGGUAAGCUGUUGUCUGUUUCAAAAUCAGAAUUAGCAAAACACAACAAACGGACUGAUGCUUGGUUAGCUAUACGUGGAACGGUCUAUAAUGUUACCCAAUAUAUGGAUUUCCAUCCUGGAGGUGGUGAUGAAUUGAUUCGUGGAAUUGGCACAGAUGCUACUAAAUUAUUUUCAGAGAUACAUGCUUGGGUGAACUAUGAAUCAAUACUGCAGAAGUGUGUUGUUGGAAGAUUGGUAAAUGAAGAACUCUUCAAAUUACCUGAGGUUUUGAAAACGUCUACAGAUGUGUCAAUCAAUGAUUUUAAUAUGGACUGGUUUCAACAACUUGGCUUUUUAUGUUUUGUAUUUUAUACUAAAACACCAUAUCCUGAGGUAUCUAUUAAAUUAAAACGGCCCAAUGAAAUAGUUUUUUCAUUGAAUGGAAAAGCAAAAUGCAUCACUCUUCAUAAACCUGUCAAUUGGCCUUGUAUUGUUAAAAUUGUAGGCGAUAUUGGAAAAGUUCAAGUUAAACUAAUAAAAAAAGUGCUUGGACUUUGGCCAACUUUUGGAACUGUAUCAAUAACCAAUAAUAUUCAAGUUGAUUAUUGGAAAUGCGAACUGAUUCAAUCAUAUGAUGUCACUCAUAAUGUUAAAUUUUUAUUAUUUAAGUAUGAACAGAAUUUGUAUAAUCAUGUUUACCCUGGGCGACAUGUUUAUGUAAAAGCAAAAAUAAAUGGUCUUGAUGUAUCUCGCCCAUAUACUCCAGUAUGGCCUAUAGUCGACACAACUGAAUAUGGAAACAUUUUAGAGGAUACUUUGUGUUUGUUAGUAAAAAGUUAUCCAAAAGGAAAAUUAAGCCAACAUCUUUGCUCUUUACGCCAAGGUGACUUUAUCGAAGUAAGCCGACCACAGGGCAGUUUUGAGUGUUGGACAUCAAAAACUAAUUUAAUUUUAAUAGCUGCUGGUACUGGCAUUACACCUAUGUUACCAAUCAUAUGGAAUGCUUUGCAUUCACCCAUUAAAAAGUAUAAUGUUUCAUUAUUGUUCUGUAACAAAAAAGAAUCAAACAUAAUUUGGAAAAAAUAUUUAGAUCAAAAAAGUGCCACUUACUCAUCAAGACUGACUGUACGUUAUAUUUUAUCAAAAGAAGAGAACCAUGAGGGUGAUAAUAAAGAACAUAUCGAUGAAAAUGUAAUUAGUAAAAAUUUUCCUACAUUAAAUGAAGAUUCGAUGGAUAAAUAUGGUAUAUGCAUAUGUGGCCCCCCAGGAUUUAAUAAACUAUGUGAAAAGAUAAUUAUUCAGAGAGGUUUCAAAAAAGAUGACUAUUUUAUCUUUGGUUAACAUAUUUUAUUAUAAUCAUUGUUUUUUCAAAUACAAGUAUACCAUAUAGUAUUUUUGAAAAUA